Kalmanozyma brasiliensis GHG001 is the source of this 2481-nucleotide messenger RNA. Its product is annotated as RNA polymerase I specific transcription initiation factor RRN3. The transcript has a single exon. Gene Ontology annotation, biological process: transcription initiation at RNA polymerase I promoter. The record is from RefSeq and is a predicted model, not a curated record. Gene Ontology annotation, molecular function: RNA polymerase I core binding; RNA polymerase I general transcription initiation factor activity. Gene Ontology annotation, cellular component: nucleus. NCBI's taxonomy places the organism in Eukaryota, Fungi, Basidiomycota, Ustilaginomycetes, Ustilaginales. The coding region runs from base 1 to 2481 and encodes 826 amino acids.
AUGAAGCGGGCUUCCCAUUCCAGCCCCUUCGCCAUCGAUGCCGACGUCGCUGUACCACCAUCUCCCGCUAAGCGCAGGAACUCAGCAUCCGACGAGUCAGACUUCUCGUCGCCUUCACCCACCACGCCCUUGAAGCCUCUCCGCUCCAGCCUCUCCAAGAAGGCUCCGCCACCUGGCAGUAUGGCUGCCAUCAACUCGAUUCGCACCGGCGCCGCCAACUACCAGGGAAUGUACCUCAGCUUCGUCAUCAAUGCACUCUCGGAGAAGGAGAAGGGCAACACCGGCCCCUACUACGAGCUGCUUGUCCAGUUCGCGGAACCAUCCACAGGCAGGUCCGGCGCCUCAAUAUCAUCUUUGCGGUCUUUGCUCGCAGCCCUUUCGCAUGUCGUAUCUGACCUAGACCGAUCGCAUGCCAAGCUCGUCGAAAGCAUCUUUGCUCUACCCUGGACGUCUAUGGACGACAGCUUUGCCCAGAUGUGGAUCAAGUUCGUCUGCAGCUUGGUCAGCGCAAGGAGCGAGUGGCUCUCUGUCAUCCUCACAAAGGCCACCAAGGCGCUCUCCUACCGUCUCGAAUGGCUGCCAUAUCAGUUUGCAGAAGAGAAUGGCAAGCGUUCCGUCUCGACGCUCAAGCGCAGACAAGUGUACGAGCGAGUCCAUCUCCUCAUUCGCUCGCUUCUCAGCGUCGUCCCCACUCUGCCGGGUGUCCUCGGUCCGCUGCUGGUCCAGUUCUUGCCACACAAGAUGGUCCACCGCUCCGACCAGCUCGUCUACAUGCGCAACAUCCUCCACGUCAGCGAAUACUGUGCCGAGCUCUCUGAGGCCAUCCUCGGCGCUGUUGUCGACCGUGCCAUUCAGCUCGAUGUCGAGAUCCAAGUUGAGCUCGACGAGUUUGACGACGACGAGGCGGAAGAGCUCGGACUGGACUUCGAAGACCCUUUCGAGCAAGCGCUCGACGAAGCAGACGAUGCAGACUCCUCCGACGACGACGACGAGAGCGACCAGGGAGACUUUGCCGACAACCUCUCGGACCUCUCCGACGAGAACUACGAUCAGAACGUCGCAACCGAAGAGCAAAAGCGCACCCAAGAGGAUUUACAAAGGUCGAUGCGACGCAUCCGCGAGUCGGUGGCCAAGCUCGACGCUAUCAUGAUCGCGCUCUUCGAGCAUCUCCGCAAGCUCGACGCACAGUACGUCGCCGGGGCCAAUAGCCUGACCUACAACAGCCCCAUGGACGCCGAUACCAACAGGCGGAACUUGUUCCACACGCUACUCUCUAUCUUUGCCCGCAACAUUCUUCCGACUUUCCGAUCGCGGCAUGUCCAGUUCCUGCUCUUCUGGUUCAACUCGCUGGAUCCUGAGUUCUCGGACUACUUCCUUGGCGUCUUGCUCGAAAAGAGUCUCUACAGCAGAAAAGCCGAGUAUGGAGAGAAGGAGGAGCCAGCGGUGAUUCGUUCCGCUGCAGCAGGCUAUGUAGCGAGCUUCGUCAGCAGAGCUUCGUACGUCGAUGGGCCCACCACGCGGGUCGUCCUAUUCAACAUGUGCGCCUUCCUGGACGCACACAUCGACGAGAGCAGCCGCACAGACACUGAAGCGGGCUCGGCAGCGCCAGGGACUGGUGCGCACUCGGUCUUCUACUCGGUCGUGCAGGCAGCGUUCUACAUCUUCUGUUUCCGCUGGAGGGACCUCAAGAUUACCAACGAGGAGCAGGACGGAGGCGCGGAUGACCUCGACUACCAGGACGCCGACGAGAUCGGUGGCGGCAUGCACGACAGUGUCGGUAGCUUGGGUCAGUUCGGCGCCGAAGCGUGGUGUGAUGGCCUCACCUCGUUGCAACGAGCGGUCACAUCUCGACUGAACCCGCUCAAGUAUUGCUCGGCCAACGUGGUGAAGCAGUUCGCUCGCAUCGCGCAGCACACGGGUUUCCUCUACUGCUACUCGAUCAUCGAAGCCAACAACCGGUCGGUACGGGGCAAUCGAAGCAACCCGGUUUCGCGCUCCACCUCGCUCAACCGCAUCCAACUCGAGGCUUCGGGUUCGUCAACACCGAUGAGUCAGGACGGAAGCGACCGCGGCACCCCCCGCCCGGAAGCGCAGAGCAUGGAUCAGGAGCAGCAAAAGUCGAAACCGUCGGCCGUGACAACCGCCUCGGUGCUCGAAUCGUUCUUCCCCUUUGAUCCGUACAAGCUCGAGUCGUCGGCGUCGUUCAUCGAGCCUCUGUACCGCGAGUGGUCCGAGGUGGCUCCGGAUGAGGACGGCGAGGACUCGUCCAGCGAGGAGGACGACGACGAUGAUGACGACGACGAGGCGGACGAUGCGCGACGCAACGAGGCUGGCAAUGGCGUCGCUAUCCCUGGGUCCACUUCGCCUCGUCGCAAGGGUGGGGCUGACGACGAUGACGACGAGGAAGAGGAUGAAGAUGGAAACAGCUCGUCGUUCGUCUCGCAAGUCGAGGCGAUGAGUAUCAGUCCGUACCUUUCCUAG